AUGUGGAGAGACCGCACGAAUCUCUACAUAUCCUAUCGACAGUCCUAUUCACACCACCCUGCGAAGAAACCCCGAUUCCCAGCAAGCAAUGGCUUCGCCGACCACGGCUCGGAGGAGACUCGCGGUCUCAUGUCAACAGACGCAUACGACGAUGGCGAUGCCGUGAUCGAGAUGGACCUGCUCCCUCCGCGAUGGAUUGACGUGCAAGAUGAGGUUGGGGACUUGCUGAAAGAUAUCACCCUGAAGGCGGCCAAGUUGGACAAGCUGCAUUCGAAGCACGUCCUGCCAGGCUUUGAAGACGACUCGGUCAAGUUGCAGGAGGAGCGCGAGAUCGAGCAACUGACCACGGAGAUCACACGAGGCUUCCAAGAAUGCCAAAAGGCCAUCAAGCGCAUUGAGACCAUGGUCAAAGAAGCGAGUCGGACCGGCAACCUGCAGAAAGGAGACGAGGUCAUGGCGAAGAACAUCCAAGUCGCUCUGGCCUCGCGGGUCCAGGAAGUCAGCGCAACGUUCAGGAAGAAGCAGAGCAACUAUCUCAACAAGCUGCGGCAACUGGGCGGCUUCGAAUCGCCGAUCGGCCGAGCCUCGACCCCGGUGCAGAAUCCGUAUUCCGACCCAGCGUUGAUGGAGUCCGAAGUGGAUAAACGGCUGGGCCAGUCCGCCUUGCAACAGACGGCGCAGAAACGGCUGCACAGGAAUGACGCCGCCAUCGCCCAGCGGGAACAGGAAAUCAACGACAUCGCCAAGGGCAUCAUUGAACUGGCAGAUAUCUUCCGCGACCUUCAAGCCAUGGUCAUCGACCAGGGAACCAUGCUCGAUCGCAUUGACUACAAUGUCGAGCGUAUGGCCACAGAUGUGAAAGGGGCGGAGAAGGAGCUGGUCGUCGCGACUAACUACCAACGUCGUAACACUAAGCGGAAGAUUCUCCUGCUGCUUUUCCUCCUCGUGGUCGGCAUGUUUGUCCUGCUGCUCAUCAAGCCGAAGAGGAGGGCUCAGGCACCAUCUGCAGCUCCGCCUGCAUCACCAGAUACUCCUCCCUGA
Molecule: messenger RNA, 1041 nt
Organism: Cladophialophora yegresii CBS 114405
Lineage: Eukaryota; Fungi; Ascomycota; Eurotiomycetes; Chaetothyriales; Herpotrichiellaceae
Product: syntaxin 16
Exons: 2
Coding region: 1-1041 (346 amino acids)
Biological process (GO): vesicle fusion; intracellular protein transport; vesicle-mediated transport
Cellular component (GO): endomembrane system; membrane; SNARE complex
Molecular function (GO): SNAP receptor activity; SNARE binding
Source: RefSeq, a predicted model, not a curated record